Messenger RNA from Ectocarpus siliculosus, 1370 nucleotides. The record is from the annotation of a GenBank genome assembly. Lineage: Eukaryota; Phaeophyceae; Ectocarpales; Ectocarpaceae.
UGGCCCCAGGCUCUCGGCUCUGCGUUCCUGCCUUGUUGGCGGCCGUGUCGUGCGUUGGGGGAUUCAUUCUUCCGUCGUCAGGCCCCACGAACCGCGGUACGCUCCGAAGACGAGGCUGCAAUGGCUUGCCAACUGUUGGAGGUUCGCCCGCCUCUUCGGCGCACCAUCACCGCCACCCCCGACGAGACUCAAGACGGAGUGCUCUCGGACCCGAUGGAAACGAGAUCGACAUCAUCAGGCAUCGAGAGGCCUACUCGUAUGCUGAGUAUUGGGAUGACUUUUACGCCGGGGGGGAGGCGGGAAGCCUUAAGGACGGAGAGUCAUACGACUGGUUCUUCGGCUACUCGAGGCUGGCGGUUUACUUGAACCUUCACGUCGGCGGGGCGAGGGCGGGCCGCGUGUUGGUGCUGGGGUGCGGCAACUCGGAAGUGUCGCCCAAGAUGUGGGAGAACGGAUGGAAAGACAUUGUGAGCAUCGACUUCUGCAACCCCGUGAUUGAGGCUAUGCAAUCGGCGCAUGCCGACAAGCCCGGGAUGGAGUGGAAGGUGAUGGACGCCAGAGAUAUGGUGGAGUUCGAGACGGGCUCUUUCGAUGCUGUGAUCGACAAGGGUCUCACUGACUCCGUCAUGUACAACGACAAGUUCUCCGUCAUGAUGGCAAAGGUGUCCUACGAGGUGGCCCGUGUGCUGAAGCCCGGAGGGGUGUACUUGAUGACCGACUACCGGGACCCCGAGCGGGUACAGGAGCUGUUCGAGCGCGACGAGUGGGAAAGCGGCUCCCUCACGCAAGAAGGAAAGAUCACCUCCAAGGUGCAUCUCUUCAAGGGAAAGCGCUCGUCUGUGGAGCCACAAACGCCCGACUUCUUGGAGGAGUUGAUAGAGGAGGUAGAGGGGGACGUUCAGGGAGAGGUGCUGGAAGCGAGCCCGCAGGAGGACUCUCAGGAGUGGCUGGCAGAUGCAAUCGCCCAGGGCACCAUUACUAUACCGGAUGAAGGCCCCGCGGAUGAGGUGCCUCACAAGGACGUGGGGCAGGACAAGCCCUUCAAAUUUUAACCAAGCGUCCUUGGCGCUAUUUUGUGUGGGUGUUUUCGUUGGCGAGCAUCGUCGAUGGCGCUAUCGUACCCCGCCUGGCCGGCCAAAUGAAAAUGUCACGUCGUCGUUGUUGCUAUCGUGCAACUGGCCGUGUUUGUUUGUGUGUGUGCUUGGGCGGGUGCUUCGUGCGGUUCGUGUGCGAAGGCUUGUGUACCUUCUGUAGUGACCCUGACGGGCCUUUGGACACGGGUCAUGUAGGGCUCGAGGAGGAGAACUGGAGCUCACGCAUUCUGACGAACAAGCGUACGGGAUGACCGCGAAGUAACCAUUCACACCAUG